Molecule: messenger RNA, 3224 nt
Organism: Micropterus dolomieu (smallmouth bass)
Lineage: Eukaryota; Metazoa; Chordata; Actinopteri; Centrarchiformes; Centrarchidae
Product: STKc_SGK domain-containing protein
Exons: 13
Coding region: 150-1430 (426 amino acids)
Biological process (GO): protein phosphorylation
Molecular function (GO): phosphatidylinositol binding; protein serine/threonine kinase activity; ATP binding
Source: RefSeq, a predicted model, not a curated record
UUCAGAGCGGAGCGCGAUCGGUUGAGCUCAGAGCGUUUUAAACAGGACCGUUGAAGUCUGACUGAUAACUGACAGUUCAAGGACCACAGAGGAGCUACUGCUUUUUAUUCUCUUCGUGUUUACAUUGGAUAUUUAUUUUGCUGCUCAACAUGGCCGUGACUGAAGCUGGAUGCGAUCUCACUUACUGCAAAAUGAGGGGUAUUGUCGCCGUACUCACCGCUUUCAUAAAGGAGAGAAAAAUGGGACUGAAUGACUUCAUCCAGAAGCUGGUGUCUACUCCACAUAUCUGCCAACAUGUUGAAGUUAACAACUUCCUGAAGAUUGAUGAGAAUCAGAAUGAGGAGGUUGAAGAUGAACUUCCUGAUAGACCGAUGUGCCUAAAUUCACGAAGUUCACUGGCUGAGGAAACUCAGAUCAAACCCUGUGAUUUUGACUACCUCAGAAUUAUCGGCAAAGGCAGCUUUGGAAAGGUUCUGCUGGCUCGACACAAGGAGUCCACCAAAUAUUACGCCGUCAAAGUGCUACAGAAGAAAAUCAUCAUGAAGAAGAAAGAGCAAAAGCAUAUCAUGGCUGAGCGCAGUGUGCUGAUGAAGAACAUCAAGCAUCCCUUCCUGGUGGGGCUGCACUACUCCUUCCAGACUACUGACAAGCUGUACUUUGUACUUGACUACGUCAACGGCGGAGAGCUGUUCUACCAUCUCCAGAGAGAGAGGGUCUUCCUGGAGCCCAGAGCCAGGUUCUAUGCUGCUGAAAUUGCAAGUGCACUUGGCUACCUCCACUCCCUGCACAUUGUGUACAGGGACCUGAAGCCUGAGAACAUACUCAUAGACUCUCAGGGCCACAUUGUCCUCACAGACUUUGGCCUCUGCAAAGAAGGUCUUGAGGACAAUGGUACCACAACAACCUUCUGUGGGACACCUGAGUACUUGGCCCCUGAGGUUCUCCAGAAGCAGGCAUAUGACCGCACAGUGGACUGGUGGUGUCUGGGAUCUGUGCUCUACGAGAUGCUUUAUGGACUUCCCCCGUUCUACAGUCGCAACACAGCUGAGAUGUACAACAACAUCCUGCACAAGGCUCCUGUGCUCAAGCCCAAUGUGUCAAACUCAGGCAGGGAACUGCUUGAGGGGCUCCUGCAGAAGGACCGCACCAAGAGGCUGGGAGUGAAGGAUGACUUUCUUGAACUGAAGUACCAUUCAUUCUUCUCUCCAAUCAACUGGGAGGACCUGAUGUCCAAGAAGAUCACACCUCCAUUCAUCCCCUCAGUGAGCGGUCCCACAGACCUCCGACACUUCGACCCCGAGUUCACCCACCUGCCCGUGUCCUCCUCUCUGUGCACCGACACCCUGACUGUGACCAGCAGCGUCAGGGAAGCAGCCGGAGCUUUUCCAGGCUUCUCAUAUGGGCCUCCAGCAGACCACUCCUUCAUGUGAACAUCUCUGCCCUUCUGUCCAGGGGUCUGACAAGAAACGGGAUAAAAGCUCUGGAUUAAGAGUCUUAUUUUGACUGAGGGACCACACCGGAGCAGCCUGUUGGAGGGACAUUACACAGCCUGAUAAGAGGAUCUAACUGACAAGAUGGACAUGAAUACCAGAGAAGUGAAUCUCUUGACGGAUCUUGUGCAUGAAAAGUAUCCAGAUGGGGGACUCAUGUUACAACACCAGUGGCCCAACUCUUCUGCCUCACCCAUCCAAAACUAUAAUACAUGUGUGCCAAGCAUGGAUGCACUCUGGGGUCAUAAAACAUCACUCUCUGGUGGCUCUGGACCUCGCAGCUACUGGUGAAGUGACAUGAAGAGAAGUGCCUGUGGUUCGAAAGGCAGUUUGGACGGCAGGGACAGUGUUGGCGAGAGCCAGCUUUAUCAAAAACCACAAAACCACCUGUUUGGACUUUUGACCAGGGCGCCAGCCGUUAAGGGCGAUGCCUUCAUUACAUGUCUAUAUGUGUAUUUGUUUUUGUUUCAAAAUUCACAAAGCGUUGUUAUUUUCAUGUGAAUGCUCAAUUGCACUUGAGGAAACAAGGGUCAAGAAAAGUGAAACUUCCUGCUUUUAAGCAUCAGCAACUUGGAUUAGACGGCCGCAUAUCUUUCCUCUUUUUAUUUAAUAUCUUUGGACAAAGCAGAAACACUAUGUACACUAUAGUGGCACUUGGACCAAGCAGUUGGCAUGCUUUAACACAAACACUUUUUUUGACCGGUUUGUCCUCAUAAACUGAAGAUCAAAGUUUUACUGUACUGUGUAGAAGAAAAUAGUUAUAUAUUUUAUUGCAAAACCAAAAGGUUUUCCAUGUUUUAAUAAUGACACAUUCUUUACUUUGAAGAAAGUUAUGCAUAUAUUAUAAAUAGAUUAAAUGAAAACUAUAUUUCCUGUAUGGCAAUAUAUUUUAUCCUUUUCAUUUACAACCAGUGACUGUGUUAAUCUAUAUCUUCUGUUUGCAAACUUUAUGAAAGACUUACUGAUCAGGAGAGCGUGAUACAGAGUUCAACCAGCAAUAACAGGCCCACAUCAAUGAUAGCACAUACUGUAUAUCAAUCUUCUUUCAAAUGUAAGUGAUUGCUGUUUUAUCGCAAACACUCCAGACAAAAAAUAGAAUAUGUGAUUACAAAUGUUUUUGUAUUUAUGCAUCAUGUAGAGAAGAACUGUGAAUGUCUUGUGCCUGUCCAAGACGGCCUGAUCCAUAUAAUACUGUAUGUGCAUAUCUCUGUUUCCUAAAGCUCUUGGUUCCUUUUCUAGAAAGUUAUGUGUUAAGAAAGUGCUUUGAAGAAGAACCACUAGGUGGAGUAGGUGCUGGCUUUUCCCUAACAGUGUUUAGCCACUAGCCUACUGCAUAAAAUGGUUUUGGAAAGUGCAAUAAAAUCUUGUUAACGCUGAAAGAAUAAUUAUCAUUUUAUCUCUUUUAGCAGAAGUGCAAGUUUAUGAUCUGAUAUUUGUUAUGUUAUUGAGAGAUGAUCUUCACUCAAACAGAUUGUUCAUUACUUUGUUUUGCCCCUUGACUCCCUAUUUUAGCCACACAUUUUCAAGCCUGCUGAAAAAACAGAAAAAAUAAGGCAACACACAGUUCUAGAUAAUUUUCUUCCAUAUUUGGAAGCAUAAUUUUUCUGUUUUAUAUAUUCCUGUAUAUUUAUUUACAUGCCACUGCUACUGUAUAAAGAGUAUGAUUUACAUGAUCAACUGAAAUAUUAAACUGUAAUCUGUGUCAGAGAUAGUAAAUAAAUUCUCUAAAUUCAA